Molecule: messenger RNA, 1906 nt
Organism: Diprion similis
Lineage: Eukaryota; Metazoa; Arthropoda; Insecta; Hymenoptera; Diprionidae
Product: esterase E4-like
Exons: 7
Coding region: 1-1809 (602 amino acids)
Molecular function (GO): cholinesterase activity
Source: RefSeq, a predicted model, not a curated record
AUGUUCUGCCACUGCUCGGCGAAAUGUGUACUCGUACCAUUUUUAUUUGCAAUCAGUAUUUGUUCGAUAAAUCACGUACAGACAAUAGAUAUCGCCGCUCCGGUGGUGACGAUUCCUCAAGGAACCCUGCAAGGAAUAAUUCGAACAACUAAUCAUAAUCGUAAUGUUUCUGCGUUCUUGGGAAUUCCGUAUGGACAACCACCAAUUGGGAAUCUCAGAUUUGCAAAUCCCGUGGCUGCAGAUGGCUGGAAUGGAUCUCGCAACGCUACCGUGGAUUUGAGUAUGUGCCCUCAAAACUCGUGGGACAUUGUUGUGGGCGAUGAAGACUGCUUGUGGCUAAAUUUAUAUACACCGCAGCUUCCGGAGAACACGACCUCGGCGUUACUUCCAGUGAUGGUGUAUAUUUACGGAGGAGGUUUCAUGACUGGAAAUGCUAGAUCUGAUAGAUACGGCCCGGAAUACUUACUUGAUGCAGAUAUAGUACUGGUUCUUCCCAGUCAUCGUAUUGGUCCACUUGGAUUUUUGAGCACCGGUGACGAGGUGGCCUCAGGAAAUUGGGGACUCAAGGAUCAGGUCUUGGCACUGAAGUGGGUUCAAAACAACAUAAAGUACUUUGGCGGCGAUCCUGAUCGAGUCACAUUAGCGGGAGCGAGUUCAGGCGGUGUGUCCGUGCAUAUUUUGACGCUGUCAGAUGCAACAAUUGGGCUUUUUCACAAAUAUAUAACGAAGAGUGGAUCAGCUCUCACACCGUGGGCUUACAAACCCAGAGCUGCUUCUGCGAACCGCGCUUUUCAACUUGGCGAGUACGUCGGGUGUUUCAACGAAACGUCGGAAUCUCUAAUCAAUUGCUUGCGAACCAUUGACUUUGCUGACAUUAUCGCCACGCAACCGUUGUUUUUUGAGUGGCACGCAUAUCCAAACGACGUAUGGGGCCCGACCGACGAGCUGGAUGUCGAAGGCGCAGUACUAACCGACAGUCCCACGAAUCUUUUUGCUGCUGGAAAAAUUCGUGACCUGCCUUGGAUUUCGGGUGUUGUCCGCGACGAAGGAACCAUGCACAGUGGAGGUUUCUUCCUAAAUGAAGAACUGUUUCGAGAUUUCCUGGAGAAUUAUGACUUUGCCUUGCCUCGCAUUGUUGGCUUGACAUACCAACCAGACAACGGAACUGCUUACGUUAAUGGUAUAAAGUCAUAUUACUUGAACAACGAUCUGACCACCAACACAAGCGUCAUACUCGCUAACAUCACGCAUGCCUUCGGCGACGGCAUGUAUCGAUAUCCGGCCUACGAUGCACUUCUACAGCAACAUUCUCUGGCAAAGAAUCCACAGUACUUCUACACUUUCAAUUAUGAGGGCACUUUCACCAACUCUUACUUUUAUCACAAUACAACGAAAAAUUUGGGUGUAGCUCACGGUGACGAUACCUUUUACAUAUUUGCACCUGAGUUACAGUUUGCCGGACUAAAUAUCAACAAAACCACAUCCAAAAAAGAUUUAGAAAUGGUCGACAUCAUGGUUCAGUUGUGGACCUCCUUUGUGACCAAUGGAACUCCGACGACUUUGGCACUUAAUGGCACAAUAUGGAAACCAUACUCGGCUGCUGAGAACAACUAUCUUCAAAUUGGAAACGGGCCUGAAGUGGAGCUCAACGUUCGGUAUUCUUUCUUUGAGGAGCGAAUGCAGUUUUGGGCUACGCUAAAGGAAACCUUUAAGACCUCGACUGCCCUAUCAAAAGGCUCAUUUGUCACAACGACCAAAUUUUAUUCAAUAUUCGUACUUUUCUUAACUUUUUCAAAGAUGUUUUUGUAGCAGCGAUGAAGAAAUAGGUAGAAAAAUUCAGUCUAUUACAGACAACCAAAAUACGAAUCUCUGUAUAAUCGGCAUUAAAUAAAUAGUAGAGUCACGA